UGUCACGCGCACGCGUUCAUUUAUCUGUCUGUUAACACAGCCGAACAUGCGCGCGCCGAGCUCUUCAUGACGCGAAAGAGAGCAGGGCAUUUCUCCAGGACAGUUUGAGGGUUACUUCUGCACCUGAAUGCUAGCAGAGAGUGAGAACUCGACGGGAAAGAUCGCGCAGGUGUUCAGCAGCCCGAAGAAUGCAACUUCUCACCUGCGCAUAAGAGGCUGCUGGUCUGUGAAUGGGACUGUGCUGUGGUCAACAUCGCCGCCUGUGCUUCAGUCAGGACUAUGUGCUGCCCGUGUGCCACUCUGAAUGCACUGGCCAGCUGUUUGCGAGAGCAGGGAGGGUGGCACGGCCCACCGGGGGCGCGGCGGGAACCGGGCGAUGCCCCCUCCGUUCCGGAUCGCCGUGCUGGGAGCUCCAGGGGUGGGCAAGACGGCCAUUGUGCAGCGCUUUCUUCACGAUGACUACAGUGAGGUGGCCUUGUCCAGUAAGACCCGGCGGGUGCAUCUCUCUGCCGCAGUGCUCAAUGGUCAUGUGCAUGACCUUCAGAUCACAGAUUAUCCAGCCAUCAGCAGCUUUCCUGGCAGCACUCUGCAGGAAUGGUCAGAUGUUUGCUGUCGAGGCAUUCGAAGUGCUCACGUCUACGUUCUGGUGUACGACAUCUGCUGUUUUGACAGCUUUGAGUACGUCAAGACCAUGCGGCAGCAGAUCUUAGAAACCAGAGUGAUGGGCUCUGGGGAGACGCCCAUUCUAAUCGUCGGCAACAAGCGUGAUCUUCAGCGAGGUCGCAUCAUCCCUCGACACAGUGUUUCUGACUUAGUCCAAAAGAGCUGGAAGUGCACAUACGUGGAGUGCUCUGCCAAGUUCAACUGGCACAUUUUGCUGCUGUUUGGGGAGGCUCUGCGCAGCGUGGGUUGUGUCCGCUGCAAACACAUCCACGCCACCAUCCGUUUCCAGCGGGCGCUCAGGAGAGAGCGAUGCGUCCUAAUGUGAGGCCGCACUUCCUCUUCUGCGCUGCUGCUUUUGAAGCGCUUUAUGGGAUCUGUAUGGAUGGUUGGUUAAUGUUUGGGCAGCUGGAGGAGCUGUGAUAACCCUCUUGCCAAGGAAUUUCACAUUUGGGAUUUGAACUAUGGAUAGACAGAUGUGGGGGUCUUAAAGCAGGGAGUUCUCCUGUUGCUUCAUUACCUAAAGCCUUCAAAUUGAUGUCUUCGCUUUUAGGCUUGAAGAACACAACCAAUGUCUCUGCCUCUUGUCUUAGGAGUCCAAACCGCCAAAAAAGCCAUGCGAAGGCGAUAGCUCAAAGGGAUAGUUCACUCAAAAAGUGGUUCCAAAUCUUUAUAAGCGUUAAAUGUUUUCUGUUGAGCACAAUAGAAGAAAUUUCGAACAAUGUUGGAAACCGUUAGCUGUUAGCCAACUGUUUUAUGCACAUUUUUAAAUAUUGCAUUAAAAACUUAGCACUGAAUAGGAUAAACUACACUACCUGACAAAAAUCUUGUCACCUAUCCAAGUUUUAGGAACAGAAAAUAAUAGCUUGACUUCUUAGUUGAUCAUUUGGUAUCAGAAGUCAUCUGGAAUGGCAAAGAAAGCGUUCUUGCAGGACUCCUAGAGUUCAUCAAGAUUCUUUGGAUUCAUCUUUAGUGCCUCCUCGUUCAUCUUACCCCAGACAUGCUCAAUAAUGUUUAUGUCUGGUGACUGGGCUGGCCAAUCCUGGAGCACCUUGAUCUUCUUUGCUUUCAGGAACUUUGAUGUGGAGGCUGAAGUAUGAGGAGCGCUAUCCUGCUGAAGAAUUUGCCCUCUCCUGUGGUUUGUAAUGUAACGGACAGCACAAAUGUCUUGAUACCUCAGGCUGUUGAUCUGCAGAUCUUUCGCACGCCCCAAUACUGAAUGUGACCCCAAACCAUGAUUUUUUCUUCACCAAACUUGACGGAUAUCAGUGAGAAUUUUGGGUCCAUGCGGGUUCCAAUAGGUCUUAUGAUUGGGAUGCAGCUCAACAGAUGAUUCAUCAGAAAAAUCUGCCUUCUGCUACUUUUCUAAAUAAUCAACUAGAAGUCAAGUCAUUAUUUAUUGCUCUUACAACUGGGUUCAACAACAAGACUUUUGUCAGGUAGUGUGCAAUGGAAACACAUUUACAGAAUAAUUCCAGCAAACUAAUCAUGAUUUUGUUUGAUUUUGAUCCUGUGAUAACAAGAGUAGACUUAAUAGGACUGCAUUAGUGGACAGACCAGCUGACCGACCACAUUGUAAAUGAUCUGAAAUGUUGUUUUAGUCAUCCCUCAGCCAAAUUCCCUCAUCAAAGUGGUUUAGUAUUAUUACCUCCCAGAACUGACUGUGGCUUCCAUAGUAGGAAUACUGUGCAAGUCAGUGGUUGCUGAUUUCCAACAUUCUUCAAGAUGUCUUCAUUUCAGAAAAUAAUACGUUUGGAACAAGUAGAGGAGUAAAUAAUAUCAGAAUUUUGAGUUUUGAGUUUUGUGUGAACUAUCCCCUUAAUGUCACAGCACAUGGGCUCCUCUGUGGUUUUGAGGAUAUGCUGAAGGAUCUUCCAGUACCUGCCAGCAGAAGUGUGUCCCAGCAAGCUGCCGUACGCAGGCACUUAUUGCGCUAUACACAACACAAAUCAUACCAAGAGUCUGUUAUAUACAGUUGAAGUCAGAAUUAUUAGCCCCCCUUUGAAUUUUUUUUCUUUUUUAAAUAUUUCCCAAAUGAUGUUUAACAGAGCGAGUAAAUUUUCACAGUAUGUCUGAUAAUAUUUUUUCUUCUGGAGAAAGUCUUAUUUGUUUUAUUUCGGCUAGAAUAAAAGCAGUUUUUUUAAAAAAAAUAUACAUAUUUUAAGGUCACAAUUUUUAGCCCCUUUAAGCUAUAUUUUUUUCCCGAUAGUCUACAAAACAAAUCAUCAUUAUACAAUAACUUACCUAAUUGCCCUAACCUGUCUAGUUAACCCUAUUAGCCUAGUUAAGCCUUUAAAUGUCACUUUAAGCUGUAUAGAAGUGUCUUGAAAAAUAUCUAGUAAAAUAUUAUUUACUGUCAUCAUGGCAAAGAUCAAAUAAAUCAGUUAUUAGAAAUUAGUUAUUAAAACUAUUAUGUUUAUAAAUCUUGAAAAAAAUCUUCUCUCCGUUAAACAGAAACUGGGUAAAAAAUAAACAGGGAGGCUAAUAAUUCUGACUUCAACUGUAUAUACUUGCCUUUAAUAAAGGGAUAGUUCGCCCAAAAAUUGUAUACUUCAUGGAUGUGUUUAAACUUUAAAACGAAUAUUCUAUAUGUGGUCCUGGUUUGCUUGGAAUUUACUUUUUUUGGGAUCCAUGUUUUCUGUUUUUGUCUGCUUUCUUAUUUGGUGCACAAUCGAUUUUUGUUGGGUCAACAUGAAAGAAUAAAAAUGCUAAUCAUUAGUUUUUACAAAUUUUAGUGGAUUGAACAUUUAAGUUCUCCCAAAAAACCCACAAGAAUUGUGAUGUUUCAGCUCAUUUUAUACAAGUAGUUUGAACAAACAGCAAUUUUUUGAGUGUGUAUACCAAGGUGUGCAUUUCUUUUUAAACUGCACCAGAGUUGGUUUUAAUCAGACCAAACAUCCCAUCAAUCAAACCUGUGUGUGAACACACCACAUUCCAAAUUUUAGAACUUUUGUUAUUGCAUUUGUUGUUUUCCAUGCAGUUACAUUAAAUGGGGACUUUAAAAAGAAUGCAAAACUAACGUACAAUAUAAAUCAUAUUGCUCUGAAAUCAUCUGAUAAUUUGUGACCGAAGCUGCUCCAUGAUGAUUGUGCUGGUCAUGUUUAUUACCAAAUUACAAAAAAUAGAUUUAUUUCAACACUAAUAAAAAUAAAGUAAAAAUAAAAAUUCCGUGAAUAACCUUUGAAGGGAUAGUUCACCCAAUAAUAAAUAAUUCCUAACCGUUUACUCGCAAUCAGUUUCUUUUUUCUGUUGAGCAUACUGACAGAGUAAUACCGGUAAAAAUCUGAAAAUUACCAGAAACAAAUUUACCAUUUUCUUUUUUAAAAAAGGGCCAGUUCACACAUAACCUCUUCACAGCAACUUGCUGAUAAUUUUCCAGAAAAGUCUGCACAGUCUGUAAGCCAAAAUAGUGUGAGCCAAAAAUACUAUGGAAGUGGCUGCUGUUUUCCAACAUUCUUAAAUAAACUUUUUGUGUUAAACAGAAGAAAUAGAUUCAGAACAAGUGGAGGAUGAGUAAAUGAUGACAGAGUGUUCAUUUUUGGAUGAACUAUCCCUUUAAUAUUUCUAGAACCUUUACAUUCCACUGGAAGGUUUAGUUAUUGUUAUGUUAUUGUUAUGACCAUUUGUCAUUUACUUAUUUAUAUUUGUUUCUUUGUUUAUAUUAUUUUUAUUUCUGCUUUGAGUUUUCAAACUUAUGAGUACUAAGUUUAUGUUUUCCAUCUAAUAAUUAUAUUUGAUUUGAUUUCAGUUACAAAUAUAUAAAAUAUAUAGUUUUUAGUAAACAAUACCCACACUGGUGCAGAAGUUGUGUGCACAAUACUUUUAUGGUGGUUUUAUGGUGAAUCCCCAUUGAAGUGUAUGAGUGAAGUGAAGUUGUUCUGUUUUCGAACAUUGCAAUUUCGUGUAACAGAAGAUUUUGAACUAUACUUUUAAAGGAACACUCCAAAUAGGCUCAUUUUACAACUCCCCUAAAGUUUGAGCUGAUUCAGUUGAUUUCUGGGUCUGACUGGAGCACUUUUAUUAUUUAAUCAUAAAUCAUUGAAUCGCAUUAGACCAUUUGCAUCUUGCUCGAAAAUUUCAAAAAUCUUUUUAAAGCUUGACUCUUCUGUAUUUACAUCAUGUACUAAGACGAUUGAAAAUGAAAAGUUGCUAUUUUCUAGGCUGAAAUGUCUAGGAACUGUACUCUCAUUCCAGCGUACCAUGGCUGUAGUAGGCGCAAUGAUAUUACUCGGAUUCUAACCGGUGGUGCUGGGGACUAUUUAUUAGGUGCUGUGUAUUAUCUUUGCACCGGCUGCAGCAAUGGUCAGGAGUCGAGCUUUAAAUAGGAAAACUAUCGAAAGUCUUUGGUCAUUUUUGAGUGAGAUGCUAAUGGUCUAAUCCAAUUUAAUGAUCUAUGCUAAGCUAAGCUAAAAGUUCCCCCGCCAGACCUGGAGAAAAAAUGGUAAAAGUCAACAGUUUAUUUCUAGGGAAGUUGAAGAACUGAAAGUGGAGUGUAUCUUUAGGAAACGUCCUGAUACUGUGUCUUAUCCCUCCAUAAUAAUUUAUGCCAAGAAUUUGUCCCAGUUUAAGAUGUUAAAGACUCAUUAAAUCAUGUCACCUUGCCCAGUUUAGUCCCAACCCUGCUCCAACACACUUACCUGUAGGUUUCAAACAAGCCUGAAGGACUUAAUUAGUUUGGUCAGGUUUGUUUAAUUAGGGUUGGAACUAAACUGUGCAGAGCUGCGGCCCUCCAGCAACUGAGUUUGACACCUGUUCUUUAAAGGAACGCUCCACUUUGGAAAGUCCCCUAAAGUUUGACUUGGUUCAGUUGAUUUCUGGGUCUGAUGGGAGCACUGUUAGUUUAGCUUAGCAUAAAUCAUUGAAUUGGAUUAGACCAUUAGCACCUCGCUCAAAUUUCAAAAAUCUUUUUUUAAAGCUUGACUCCUCUGUAUUUACAUCAUGUACUAAGGCGAUGGAAAUGAAUCGUUGCUAUUGUCUAGGCUGAUAUGUCUAGGAACUGUACUAUCAUUCCAGCGUAACAAUCAAAGAUCUUUGUUGCCGUACCAUGGCUGCAAUGAUAUUACACAGAUUCUAUCUGGCGGUGCAGUGCUGUGUAAUAUCUUUGCACUGGCUGCAGCAAUGGUCAAGAGUCAAGCUUUAAAUAAGAAAACUAUCAAAAGUCUUUGGGUUUUUUUGAGUGAGAUGCUAAUGGUCUAAUCCGAUUCAAUGAUCUAUGCUAAGCUAUGCUAAAAGAUCCCCUGCCAGACCCGGACAUUAUCUAAAUGGAUUAAAAAAUGGUAAAACUCAACUGUUUAACUCUUGGGGAGCUGUAAAAUGAGUUUGUUUUCCGUAAAGUGGAGUGUAUCUUUUAAGAAACGUCCUGAUACUGUGUCUUAUCCCCCCAUAAUAAUUUAUGCCAAGAAUUUGUCCCAGUUUAAGAUGUUGUAGACAUAUUAAGUCAUGUCACAAGAAAAAGUGGAAAAUAUCAUUUGUAUGUAAAUGUGUUAUAAAUGUACAACCUUACAUUGUAAAUCCCGUUUUGUCACGCAGAGGCCUGGACGAUGUUUGUGUGCGGCAAAUAACAAACUAAAAAUAUAUCCUCCUUUAAUAAUUCAACCCACCUCAUCUCUGGCACACACACACACACAGCACAGCAGCUUCUGCGAGAUCAAAAACACAUGUACAAAUGUCUACAUGUAAAAAAGCACAUUAGUCUAAUAAAUGGAUGCUGGACACGGAAAA
This is a messenger RNA of Danio aesculapii, 6381 nucleotides long. Its product is annotated as ras-like protein family member 10B. Gene Ontology annotation, molecular function: GTPase activity; GTP binding. The record is from RefSeq and is a predicted model, not a curated record. NCBI's taxonomy places the organism in Eukaryota, Metazoa, Chordata, Actinopteri, Cypriniformes, Danionidae. The transcript is spliced from 4 exons. Bases 305 to 988 code for a protein of 227 amino acids.